CAGAACAACAGCAAGACUGUGCUGGAGCACAGAAGAGUAAAACAUGACAGAGGUGACAUCGCCCACCUUCCACCUGUGUUCGGUCUCCUGUUGACACCUUCAGUAGGAUCAGGAAAUCCACUGCUAUGACCUACCUGGCUCACACAGGCCACGCCCAGUUUGGUGCUCUCGGGCUGGCCUGUUUGGGAUGGAUGCUCACCGGUGUGGCUCUUGGACUGAUCCAGUGGAGGGUGUGGCAGGUAUCGGACAGGGCGGUGAUCACCUCCGGUGUGGCAUGGGUCGGACUCUGGAGGGUCUGCUUCGCCAGCCACACCGUGGUGAGCGAGGGCUUCAAGGUUAUGUACUGCAGAUACAUCAUCCUCACCGAUUCCUUCACGCCACCUGAGAUUGCUGCAGGUCAGGUCCUCAUGCUCCUGUCUCUGCUGGUGGGGGUUUGUGGGAACGCUAGUGGUGUUUACUCCAUGAGGAUCGUCUACUUUGGGAUAGGUAAGAGCUCUACGGUCCGCCGCGGCUUCAUCCUCACGGGAGUGCUGUGCCUCCUCGCUGCUGCGAUAUCGCUCGUGCCUCUCCUCUGGAAUCUGAGCGCUGUGGUGACCAAUCAGACCAUCGAGUUCCCGCCCGAGUUUAAACUCCCCCCAGCACCUGAAUCUCAGCACGUGGGAGGCGGCAUUGGCGUCGGGAUGGCGGGAUCGGUCCUGAUGAUUGUCUCUGGGAUUAUUUUCUGCACAUAUCGAUUACCAGAGAGGCCUCUGAGAGAGCAGGUGCACCAGGAAAAUGACACCCGGGGGGAAGAUAACCCCACAUUUGAGUUUCAGGAACACUUGUGAGGAGUUUGUGUGUGAUAAAAUGGACAAAAAAAGGUUUUUGCACAGACUUUACACUCGUUUCUUCCUUUUAACUCCUCAAAUGUUUACAGUGACUCAUCUAGUUUUAUAAUCUCAAGGAGGAUGACUCAUCUGCUGACAGCAAACACCCAUAACGCCCUCACCUUCAUAUGCCCGAGAAGCAGGAAAAUGAAGAUAACAUGUUUCUUACAAAACAGACAACUCUCUAACUUAUGGUUUAAAAUUGGAGCCAAAAAAUCCCCCUUCAUGUUCACUGUAUAGACAAAAGCUGUUAAGCUACUUUAAAAACUGCAUUGAUGCGUUAAUAACGCUCAUCUGCUAAAUAGCUGAAUGUAAAUGUUACACAGUGUGAAUAAAUUGUGU
Messenger RNA from Neolamprologus brichardi, 1208 nucleotides. RefSeq names its product claudin-34-like. NCBI's taxonomy places the organism in Eukaryota, Metazoa, Chordata, Actinopteri, Cichliformes, Cichlidae. Gene Ontology annotation, cellular component: membrane; bicellular tight junction. Gene Ontology annotation, molecular function: structural molecule activity. The record is from RefSeq and is a predicted model, not a curated record.